UUUGUUCCAGAAGAGCAGAGAAUGAUAUUAAUACGCGGCCAGUACGAGACCGCCCAGCUGGGUGCAGCGAUUAUCGUUUACGUGAUUAUGUUCCUGUGCGGCUGCAAUGUGGUAACCUUCCAUUAUGUGCCUGAUCUGCCCACCGUUCUGUUCCUCUACACUUUGGUGCUGCUGUCCCACCACUUGCGUGUUCUGUUCCUGCGUCCAGUGCAGAAUACCUGGCAGUUUCUCCUGGAGCUGGCUGGAGCCUAUGUCAUCGGCCAGCUGGCCAUACUGAUCAUUUGGGAGUCGUUCUAUGCCGUGCUGGAUCUCUGCCGCAUGUCGCUCGAGUCCACUGUGCUUUUCCAAAACAUCUUCCACAUCUCACCGACGUUGUUUUUCCACCUUCGCCACGACCCUAUUUAUCUCUUGAAGUUGAUGGUCGCGGUUUACAGUGCCAUUAAGAUGACCGUUUUAACCAAAGCGAAUGAAUAUGCCUUGGCCUGCUGCCGAACUAUGAGCUACUAUGAGGAGGAAGAUAUUAUGCAAAGAUUACGGAAUGCUGCCAAUUCGAAGAAUGUGCAAACCAAUCGCACCAGGGCCACGUCGCGUGCUAUGCCGCGAUCCAGAAAGGCCACUCCAGCCAACGGGCGGCAGAGAUCGCAGAGUCGAAGACGUUAAAGCUGCCACAGCACACCCUAAACACAUACAAAUAUUUUACCUAAAGACACCUCGUCCAUUGCACCCGACUGCGGCAAGUCAAGGUGCACUUUGAAUGCCGUUUUAAGUAUAUUAACAUGGAUGAACGAGCAUUUGUUACAAAGCGAUUUCAAGUUUGGCGGCAAAAUCAUAGCCCCCCGCCAGUCAUGCGCACUCGAUCGAUAUACGUUAUCGAGAUCAUACCUAUCCUGUUUUUACCAUCAAUGGACGACAGCAUGCAUACA
Molecule: messenger RNA, 923 nt
Organism: Drosophila subobscura
Lineage: Eukaryota; Metazoa; Arthropoda; Insecta; Diptera; Drosophilidae
Exons: 1
Coding region: 22-660 (212 amino acids)
Source: RefSeq, a predicted model, not a curated record